Molecule: messenger RNA, 3625 nt
Organism: Morone saxatilis (striped sea-bass)
Lineage: Eukaryota; Metazoa; Chordata; Actinopteri; Moronidae
Gene: pkp4
Product: plakophilin 4
Biological process (GO): cell-cell junction assembly; cell-cell adhesion
Cellular component (GO): plasma membrane; nucleus; adherens junction
Molecular function (GO): cadherin binding
Source: RefSeq, a predicted model, not a curated record
CCAGAAAGUUCAGCAAGGUUAUUUUUUUCCCCUCAGCAUUUCAAGGGAAACGCAAAGAGAAAUGUUGAAGAACCAGUCAGCCGUGUGUGUAUAGGACUGUAGGUUGGCAGCAGCAUCGUUGUCUUCACUCCUAACCUGAAAGCUGCUAAGAACUCCCGGCUAAGGCGAGUGCAUUCAGUCUGGACCAGAAAUAAUGGGGAAUUUCAGAGGAGGAAUGCCAGCUCCUGAGCAGAGCCCAGUGACGGAGGAGGGGCUUCUGCUGACCAUCCGCGACAGUUCAACUGGCCGCAACAUGGAGGCUGACAACACGGCCAACAACAUCCUGGCCUCCGUCAAAGAACAGGAGCUCCAGUUUGAGCGGCUAACCAGGGAGCUGGAAGUGGAGAGGCAGAUUGUAGCCAGUCAGCUGGAAAGAUGCAGACUCGGGGCAGAGUCGCCAGGCGCUGGUAGCAGCAGCUCGUCUGAGAAGUCCCUGCCUUGGAGGACUGCAGGAGUACGGAGCUCAUAUGCCAGUCAGCACAGCCAGCUGGGCCAGGACUUAAGGUCAACCAUAUCCCCAGACCGCCACAUUGCACCAAUCUACGAGGAUCGGACGUUCCAGGGCCCAUUGUACCGCAGUCCAAGCCACACCCAGCAGGGCACCCUCUACAGGAGCACCUCAGGUGUGGGGAGUCUCCAGCGGACACCCAGCCAGCGCAGUGCCAUGAUCUACCAAAGAAACAACUACGCUCUCACCACAGCAGCCACCUAUGCUGAUCCAUAUCGCUCGGCACAGUACCGGCCCUCCGAUCCCAACUACAGUCGCCAGGCUGUAGUCAUGGAUGAUGGCGCCACUCGCUCACCCUCCAUUGACAGCAUUCAGAAGGAUCCCAGGGAGUUUGCGUGGCGUGACCCAGAGCUGACAGAGGUGAUUCACAUGCUGCAACACCACUUCCCCUCGGUGCAAGCGAACGCAGCCGCCUACCUACAGCACCUGUGCUAUGGCGAUAAUCGAAUUAAGACGGAGGUGUGUCGAUUGGGCGGAAUUAAGCAUCUGGUGGACCUACUAGACCACAAGGUGCUUGAGGUCCAGAGGAACUCUUGUGGAGCUGUGAGGAACCUAGUUUAUGGCAAAUCUAUGGAUGAAAACAAGAUCGCUGUGAAGAACGCAGGAGGGAUUCCAGCUCUGCUCCGCCUGCUGAGAAAAACUGUAGAUGCAGAAGUGCGGGAGCUUGUCACAGGGGUGCUGUGGAACCUGUCGUCAUGUGACGCUGUCAAGAUGACAAUCAUUCGGGACGCCUUAUCAACUCUGACCAACACUGUGAUCAUCCCUCACUCCGGAUGGAGCAGCUCCACCUUCGACGACGACCACAAGCUGAAGUUCCACUCCUCCCUGGUGCUGAGGAACACGACAGGCUGUCUGAGGAACCUGAGUUCAGCUGGCGAGGAGGCCAGAAAACAGAUGCGCACUUGUGAGGGCCUAGUUGACUCACUACUCUAUGUCAUCAAAGCCUGUGUAAACACCUCUGACUUCGACAGCAAGAUUGUGGAGAACUGUAUUUGCACUCUAAGGAACCUGUCAUAUCGUCUGGAGAUGGAGAUGCCGCCAUCCCGACUGAUAGCGGGGCAGGAGCUGGACGGCUUACUGAGCAGCGAGUCGCCCAGUAAAGAGGAGGAUUCCAGCUGUUGGGGCAGGAAGAAAAAGAAGAAAAAAAAGAGCUUGCAGGAAGAGACAUGGGACGGUGUGGGACCCAUCCCUGGCUUCUCCAAGUCUCCCAAGGGGGCAGAGAUGCUAUGGCACCCUUCGGUGGUUAAGCCUUACUUGACACUGCUGGCUGAGAGCUCAAACCCCGCCACUCUGGAGGGCGCCGCUGGGUCCCUCCAGAACCUGUCAGCGGGCAACUGGAAGUUUGCAGCAUACAUUCGUGCAGCAGUGCGUAAGGAGAAGGGGCUGCCCAUCCUAGUGGAGCUGCUGCGGAUGGAUAACGACAGGGUGGUGUGUUCGGUUGCCACUGCUCUGAGAAACAUGGCACUGGAUGUCAGGAACAAGGAGCUCAUAGGGAAGUAUGCUAUGAGGGACCUGGUCAACCGCCUCCCUGGGGGUAACACCACCCUGCUGUCAGACGAGACCGUGGCAGCCAUCUGUUGCACCCUGCACGAGGUCACAAGCAAAAACAUGGAGAACGCCAAGGCCUUGGCCGACACGGGCGGCAUCGAGAAGCUGGUCAACAUCACCAAGGGCAGAGGAGACAGGUAUUCUAUGAAGGUGGUUAAAGCAACCGCUCAGGUGCUGAACACACUGUGGCAGUACCGGGAUCUGCGUACCAUCUAUAAGAAAGAUGGAUGGAACCAAAACCAUUUCCUCACUCCGGUGUCAACACUUGAACGGGACAGGUUCAAGUCCCAGCCCACUUUACCCACCAGCACCAUUCAGAUGUCCCCAGUCAACCACACUGCUGCCAGUGCCACGUCGUCUCCUGCCAUGCUGGGCAUCAAAGAGCAUAGAGACACUAUCAGAGAUUAUCAGAGAGCACAGUCAACUAUGCAAUUUUAUAAUUACCAAGGGGACAACAGUAUCCAUAAAAAACAGUAUACAGGGUCUGGACAGCCUUCUCCAUAUUACUACUCAUCACCCACAAGAGAGGAGCCCAGAAGAACACAGCCUAUGUAUUACACAGAGGAUCCGGGCCGGAGAAACUACGAUACGUACAGAAUGUACCUGAAGCAUCCCCACGGCUUUGACGACCCUUACUUGGAGGAGGUCAUCACCUACCCGCCCACGGUUGACUACAGCUCCCAGCCUCAUGGACUGAAAUCCACCACCAACUAUGUGGACUUUUACGCUAGCACACGGAGGCCUUCGUACAGGGCAGAGCAGUACCCCGGCUCUCCUGACUCCUGGGUAUAGGUCUACAGAUGCUCCUGUGUUUGCAAUCAAGAUAUUCUUUUCAUCCCCGAUUGGCAUUUCGGGGGCGUGAGGAGGAGCGGCAGCAGAGGCGAGGAGAUGGGAGCAUACAAGAAGUGACGAACUUUUUCAUGAACUUUGGCUUUAUAAGUGUGUUUGUUGUAAAGUGAAUGUGUGUGUGUGUAUGGAGGGGAGUUCAGCUGAGCGAUGGCAGAUGGAAAGAUGGAAUGUGUGCCAAAGAAGGAAAUCAAGGAAAGUUUUUCUUUUAAGUUAUUUUUUUCAUGCGUCCUGCUCUGUCUAGAUGUUAGUUUUAUUUUCUUUUAUGAAAAUGUUAGCUGUGAUAGCAUGGUGAAAGGUGUGAGUCAUGUGAGCGAGGGUCUGCGGUAAGAGUCAAGAUGGGGAAUGUGUAUGUGCCGAAGUCAAAAUGAAUCAUGAACUCAUAUCUGUAAAAAGAAAAAAAAAGAUAGUAAACUAAUGAUGUUAGAUUGUACAGAGGGAUGAAAUUGUAUCUGUACUUAAUGUUGAAGUUGUGUAAUGCCAUGGAGUCUUGUACAUUUCUUUCAUUUUAUUGUAAAUACAGAAAAAAAACAUGUUACCUGGUUUACACUCAUCAGCACUGGUUAAAAAAAGAAACUUGUGCCAUGUUAUAGAUAUAUAAAUAUAUGAAGACUUAUGUGGACAAAGAUGGCAUCAUAACAACCAUGCUAAAAUAAUAAAAAAGGUCAGUUUUGUUUUUUAAAA